GCGUCCUCUGUGCCACUGGAACAGGGAAGUGACGGUUGUUUCUUUCUGCCCAUGCCGAACGGCGCGAAAGCGUGUUUACCCCGCGGUUCUAAGGAUUCUUGCUUCUCGCUCCCACCGGAGACCAGCCAUGGACGGGAGCAGCCCCGAUCUAGACUGGCUUUCAGCCUGCCGCAGGACAGCUCGCCUGCUUUCGACGAAUCUGAUCUGUUGGAGGGUUGCGAUCUGGUGGACUGUAGACGGACGGUUCCAACACUGAAGGACUUCAUGGUGGCCAUUCCCAACCAGCUUGUUUUGGUCUCACUUCUGGAACAUAUCUGCUGCAUGUACGAGAGAAAUCCUCGCAAAUCUGUGCUGCUGUUCAAGUUGUUGUGUCAGAAGUUUGCGGAGGUGCACCUGAUUUCCCCAGUCACCUUUAGUGAUGAGUUCAGCACCGUGAGGCUGCAGCACCAUCAGGCCUUUAAAAACCUACUGCGGGUGGCAAGCAAUGGUUUGUGUGUACAGGGAUGUGGUACCAAUGGAGAUGUCCAUCCCCAAGUCCCCUGCAGAAUAGAGGAACCGCUCUUUCAAGAACAGACAUCUCGGUGCAUGACUGAAUUUGAACUAAUCACCAGGCUGGGUAAAGGAGGCUAUGGAAAAGUGUAUAAGGUCAGGAAUAAAUUGGAUGGACAGUUUUAUGCUUUGAAGAAGAUUCUCAUGAAGAAAUUAACAAGAUUGGACUGUAUGAAGGUCUUACGAGAAGUUAAGGUUCUGGCAGGUCUUCAACAUCCAAACAUAGUUGGUUAUCACACUGCUUGGAUUGAGCAUGUGCUGGUCCCGAAAAGUAAUCAAAUGUCUCCUGGAAAUCUAUGUGCAUUGAAGGGCCCUUGUGUUACAGAAUAUGGCAAAGACCCUACCAUCCAGAACACACAAACCAGUGGCUCAAGUAUCAUUUUUGAAGACCGUAGUUUGGCUGUGAGAGUUGGAGAGACUCUGUCAGGAAGCGGGCUUGUUGAGGAAGAGAUGUAUGUGGACAGCUCACAGGAAAAUGACAAGCAAAGUUGCACCCACAGCGAAAGCAGUGGGGUGACGCGAGCGAGAUGCUAUGAAAAUGGACUACUGGGUGCCAGGGACCUCAGCACGCAUCUCCCCUGUUUUGAUUCCAAGGAUGUGUCUGCACGAGGCACACGUCUGAGCUUAAAGUCACAAGUGCGGCGAGACAGAAAGAACAAAGCAAGCAAGAUGAUUGAGACAAAGGAGACUGAAGCACAGGACCUCCAGAGCACUCAGAAAUUGGACACGGGUGACGCCGAGAUGUCAGGUUCAUCUAUGCACCUGAGCGAUAAUUCGUCGUCGGGGAGUGAUACAUCUCUCACAGACAUAGCUUCUGUGUCCCAGACCCCGUUUCACCUUGUUCUUCAUAUACAAAUGCAAUUGUGUGAAGACUCUCUUCAAGACUGGAUUUGGAAAAGGAAUAACAAACCAAGACAGAACGUGGCACUUACGGGUCCGUUUGCUCAGGUGGAGAUAGAUCACACCAUUGACAUUUUUCAUCAGCUUCUCACGGGAGUGUGCUUCAUCCACUCCAAGGGUGUUGUGCACAGAGAUCUGAAGCCGAGGAACAUAUUUCUUCAUGCCCCUGACUGUCGUGUUCGGAUUGGCGAUUUUGGACUGGCCUGCAGUGACAUCGUUGAGACAUCGGAUUCUUGGCCAGCCAAGACUGAAGAAUCUAACUUGAAACACACUGCGGGAGUUGGAACCUCUCUAUAUGCUUCCCCAGAACAACUGAAAGGCUCUCACUAUGAUUUUAAGUCAGAUAUGUAUAGUGUUGGCAUCAUCUUCUUGGAGCUCUUUCAUCCCUUCGGAACUGUGAUGGAAAGGAUAAAGGUCAUCACAGCGCUUCGGGAAGGCCACAUUCCAGAGGACUUUACGCAACGGUGGCCUGUACAAGCCAAAUACAUAAAGCUGCUUACCAGCCAAGUUGCCUCCCACAGACCAAGUGCAGAUGAGAUGUUGGCCAGUGAGCUCUUCUGUCCUCUCACGAUCAGUCAGCUGCAUGAGAAACUAGAACAGAAAGUCAUGACCCAGGAACAAGAAAUUAAGAGUCUACAGCAGAAAGUGAUUGAUCAGGAAGAAGAAAUCAGACAGCUCACAGAACAAAUAAAAUUACUGCGAGGGAGAGAGGGAGCAGCUAAUGAUUUCCACACUUUCCCAGAGAAAUUAACUUAGUUUGCUUUCUUCCCACUCAAAUUUAUUUGAAUACCUCAUGUGUAAUGAUGUAUGUAUGGUUUGAAUGUAUAGGUUUAUUUAAAUGGAUUGUGAGUUGUGAAGGAUGAUAAAUUUAUUAAUACAUUAUCAAGGGUAUGCUCUCAUUAUUGCUAUCUAUGGCUGUGUCCAGAGAUACCGGCCACGUGACAGAUGCACUGCCACCUGGCUGGUCGGAGGACACACCACAUGCCAAUCAACAUUUGGUCCCUCCCAACUAAUCAAUGCACACCUAAAUUAUUGGUCACCUUAAUUGGAUUAUCUCGCCCAGCCCCAUGCUUUAAAAGGCGAGACUUGCCCUUGGCUAGUCCUCUCUUACAGAUGUUACGAACCCCGUAACUGGGUCACUUACCAGCAAAGAUAGAGAGGUCCGUUGAAGUCUGAUGGUACUAUUUUUAACAGUAUUUAUUGAUAAAGGUACACAAAAAUAAGAUCAAUGCAAACAUACAGAUAAUAUACGUCAUCAAUACUAAAUCUAAAAGUGCAGGUAUAAUAAUAAUCAAUAAGAAAUAGCUCUAUCGUUGUCUAGGGGAUAAUGUAUUGUCCGAUGGAAACAUAAAAGUCGCUGUUAGUUCGUUCAAGCUGCAGCGUUUUGGGUUUGAGAGAAAGACGGGUUAAACUUGCCCAGUUCUUUUCUGAUGCCAAUCCUUCGAGUCUUUUGGGAGUUGGUUUCCCCGUUGUUAGCUAAAAGCCAGUCUCCCGUGGUAAAAGCCACUGAUUCCGGGGCAAAUGGAACCGAACGCACGUGGCCUCCUCCCACCGGCUUCCGCUAUUACGGGAUUGCUAGCGUUUCUUCUGGUGCGUCUGAAGGGGCUGUUCCCACAGACCCUCUUUUAUCCUGACUCACAGGGUCUCAGAUGUCAAUCAGGUUGGGGUGAGGCAAUCUCUCCCUCAACCAGCCCACUUUGCCUGAGGGCUUCCACAUAGCACAGUAUUGUAAUACACAAGUUUGUCUUCAAGAGACAAUGGCCGUUUCCCGUAGCUUUAUAUCGCCGGGGGGGAACAAGACAUUCUGCACGUCUCUCUCUCAUUUCCUGGGUCUCCUGACCCAAAUCAAUAGUGAUCUUGCGAUUCUCACAAAGGAGGGGGCUACCCCGCACCCUUCGGCCCCUCAGAGCUGUGGUACAUUCAUAACACAGACCACCACAUUGGAGGUAAGUGCAUUGAUUUAUGUUUGGGAAGGUCUAUCGUUUGUCCUGGUAAGGGAGCCACAGCUAUCCAAGGUCAAGGGGGAUAGCUGUUGUAGUGCUUUUCCCUUGUUCUUUGUAUGUGUAACUGUCCCCUGUCCCCACACAACUUCCUUUGUAUUGUAGUUGCUUGUGUUGACCUGACUUCCCCUUGUAAAUAAAUUCCUUAUUAUUAAAA
This is a messenger RNA of Hypanus sabinus (Atlantic stingray), 3606 nucleotides long. RefSeq names its product eukaryotic translation initiation factor 2-alpha kinase 1 (gene eif2ak1). Gene Ontology annotation, biological process: protein phosphorylation. NCBI's taxonomy places the organism in Eukaryota, Metazoa, Chordata, Chondrichthyes, Myliobatiformes, Dasyatidae. The coding region runs from base 52 to 2205 and encodes 717 amino acids. The record is from RefSeq and is a predicted model, not a curated record. The transcript has 15 exons. Gene Ontology annotation, molecular function: ATP binding; protein kinase activity.